AUGACGUCCGCGCGGUCGUCGGUACCCGACCGCGUGAGUUACGUCGAAGCGCACAAUCGCUUCGUGGCGCUGGACAACGGCGCUACGACAGCGACCGACGCGAACCCGACCGCGUUUCAGGUCCGCCUGGCGCAGUCGUUGCAGUACAUGAAGAAGUGCCUCGAGCAGCGCCAACAGGACAGCGUCUUGUCGGCGAACGAGCGGUUCUUUGAGUUGCACAACGCGCAACUUUACGCCCUGUGCCUCGAGUACUACCUGGGCACGCUCGUGCCCCAGCAGGUAAUGUUGCAGCAACAUUCGGUCGCGCAACAGAAGCCCGCCACCGACCACGCGCGCACCGUUGCGACCCGCCUCGCGCUUCUGAGCGAAGCCGACGCGUUUCUGACCGAGUUCCUCGACCGCGCCGAGCGCUGUGGGCUCUUGAGCGCCGCGAAGCGCCGCGAGCAGUACGAGCGACUGGAGGCGAAGCGCUUUGCGCGGCCGCGCGAGGAAAAGAUUCAGCUGUUUCAGUUGCAGCGCGAGAUGACACUUAAGUUGCAGCAAGUGCAGAAGCGACGCGCAGAGCGACAGCGCACCGGACUCGGCGAGCAGAAACAAACUGAAGCAGCAGAAGAAGACGGAGAAGAAGAAGAAGAAGCAGCAGCAGAAGACGACGAGUUGGAGCGCGAGCAGCUCUUGACGUUUUUGGAGUUGGCUGUGGUCAAGUGUCUGGACGAGCAGACGGCUGUGAAUCAGGAGAAGGACAUGCUCGAGACUAUGGUCAGGAUGAACGCAGCUACGGACACACAGGACUUGUUCUCGGACGUGCAUCGGCCGACUGCGCCUCUCCAGGGACAAGGCAUUGAGGUGACUCGUAUCAAUCCACAGAUGGAGAUGCAGCGUGAGACCAUCCGAUCGGGAGUGUUCCAACCUGGUCACCGUCUACCGACGAUGUCAUUGGCAGAGUAUGCGGAUCGCGAGGUGGCGGAUGCCACGGAACGCCAGAAAAACGCGCAGGAGGCACCGCAGGGACCGCGUCGGUAUGAACAGCUCGUGGAAGACGGGGACGAGGAUGAUGAGGCACUAGUGGAAGAGGCUGUGUACAAAGACCGUGCUUGGGAUGACUGGAAAGACGCGAAUGAAAAAGGUAUUGGCAAUAAGAAGGGCUCACAGUUUUAG
Molecule: messenger RNA, 1158 nt
Organism: Hyaloperonospora brassicae
Lineage: Eukaryota; Oomycota; Peronosporomycetes; Peronosporales; Peronosporaceae
Source: the annotation of a GenBank genome assembly